This is a messenger RNA of Paramecium octaurelia, 2043 nucleotides long. The record is from the annotation of a GenBank genome assembly. Lineage: Eukaryota; Ciliophora; Oligohymenophorea; Peniculida; Parameciidae.
UAAAUAUAUUAAAAAAAGAUGACUUAGAUUGUUGAAAUAAUGGAGUAAAUUGAAAAAUGCUUAUCUUCCUUGAAUGAAGAUUUAGAAAUAUCAUUUGAAGAAAUCGAGAGUAAUGAGUUUGAAAAAUAAAUUUUAAAUUUAUUAAGAAUCUAAUAAUUAUCAUAACCUUUCAAUCAACUCAUCUCCAACUUAGAGACACUGAUGGAACCUAUUUCAUAAAUAUCUUCAAAAUUUGAGGCAUCUAUUAUGGAUAAAUGUGUUUAAAAAUAGUCAGCUCUGAAAAAUUCAAUUACCUAAGUACCAGAACCAACUGCAGGAUAAGAAUAACAAAAACAAUAAGAUACAAGAAAUUAAAAAGCCAAUAAAUAAGAUAAGAAAAAAGUAACAACAAAAUCUACAACUUUAAACUAUUUGAACUUAGUAUAAAAUACUCAUAUGUUAAGAAAAGUGGAUGCUUUUGAGAUUCAUCAAUACCCUUUAUAUUUUAAAAAAUACAUAUAAAAUUUUGAAGAUUACAAAACUAUCAUUCUAAUUGGAACUAAAUGCUCAGAAAAAUAGAAGCUCAUAAAUUUAUUUUUAAAUUUCUAAAUAGGAGUUGAGUUUUCAGAUCCUUAUAGAUUUGAAACAAUCGAUGAUAUCGAUAUAACAAAUUAGAAACAAAAUGAGGAGUAUUCAUCUACGAAAGUAUAUUAUAUUACACCAUUAAAUGGAAACCCUGGUCUUAGAAUUAUUUACACACAAGAUUACAGUGAUGAUUUAAGUUAUGACGAUCUCGGAAAACAUAGUUCAAUAAUAAGUAUUAUAUCUUAAUCAGCUUCACUUAAUCAAAAUAUCUUAAUAGGUUUAGUAAUUCCGUAAUAAGUGUAAUUAGGUACAUUCUUUAUGUUAGAGUCUGUUUUGAGUCACUUUUCAAAUUCUUUAAUAUCAAAUGUGGUCUUUUUAUUUCCAGAUUGCACAGAUGAUUGCCCUAAAUAGAAGGAAACUUUGUAGUCUAAUACAAAAUUAAUCAAUGGAAUAGCAUCUCCUGUUUUUAAUAUGAUACCGAAAUUUAAUAAUUCUUGGUAUCUUAAAUUUAAUACCAGUAUUUUAUUUACAGAAAAUUUAACAUAAGAAAAUUAAUUCCUCUGGGAUAUGGGGCAGAAUGCUUUUUAAUUGCUUCUUCAAAAUUAUUUGUAAAAUGGAAUAUAAUACUCAGAUGAGAUGAAUAAAAAAUAAAAUGAAUUUUUAAAUGGUGGCAUUAUGUAAGGGUUUACAUUUGAUAAUUUCAGAAAAUAAGUUCAAUAAUUUUAUGAAAAAAGUAAUCUAGUAAAAGAAUAAAAAAAAAUUGAAAAUGAUCUGAGUAACAUCAUCUGGAAAAAUUAUAAAAGUGAGAGACAUGAAGAUUAUCGUAGAAUUUAUUGUAAUUGUGGUAAAAAUUGCGAAUUUUGUAAUUCUACCAACAGUAUUGUAAGUAAAUUAUUUUCUUUAUCUCUAUAUAUCGAACGCUUCAAAAAGAAUCUAUGCUGGUAUGAUAGAACAGACCCUGACGCCUUAUCUUCUUAAUUGAAUAAUUUCAAGAAAGAAAUCCCAAAUUAUUUGUUGUCAAAAUUUAAGAGUUGGUCAGAGUAUUUAAAAUUUAAUUCAAUCUUGUCUUUUAUUAACUUAGGUCAAGAAAAAUAUUACGAAAAUUUAAUUUCCAAAGAAAAAUGUUCACAGUAAUCAGGAUGGGAAGGAAGAGUAAAUCAUCUAAUGGAAAGGUAUAAUUUCUGGAUUUGUUCUAGUAAUUAUUUUCAAGGUUCUAAAUGCUAAAAAAUGGAACAAUUAUUAAAUAAUUGGCCUGUUUAUAAAUUUUCUUUUGAAGAAGUGACAAUUAGAGAUGGAGGACUUGAAUAUAAAUCAGAGUACGAAGAAUAUCAUUAUAAUGGAAAAUAAUUAAGAAAUGUACUAAUAUGCUAUGACUAAGGUAAAAAUGCAAAAUCAGAAUAGAUCUAUAUUAAUAAGGAUGAAUAAUUAAUAACUAACUUUUAAAGACAUCUUUCUAAUUUGAAACUAUGUGAACAUUGA